Ctenocephalides felis (cat flea) is the source of this 6087-nucleotide messenger RNA. Its product is annotated as mucin-12-like. NCBI's taxonomy places the organism in Eukaryota, Metazoa, Arthropoda, Insecta, Siphonaptera, Pulicidae. The transcript has 9 exons. Bases 1 to 6087 code for a protein of 2028 amino acids. The record is from RefSeq and is a predicted model, not a curated record. Gene Ontology annotation, molecular function: zinc ion binding; carbonate dehydratase activity.
AUGUGCGACAAUUUCCGUCCUUGCCAGCCCUUACAUGGAAGAACUUUGUACUACGUCCAGCCUUUAGAUCCUUCGUUUCCCAAUUUCACUGAAACUUUCAAUCCGCAUAUGACCGAUGAUGAAGAUCUUGGAUUUGAAAGACAUCUGAGUAUUUUUGCACCAGAAAAACAAAAUCCUUCGGAAGAACAUGCUGUUGCAGCUGCUCACAAUGAAGCAGCUCCUCUUUUACCAGAUGCAAGUUGUGCUGAUAACGUGAAAGUCGAAAGGAAGGAAGUCCAGAUUGCUGAUCCGGUUGUUGUGCAGAUGCAGGAUCACAUCGAAGACAACUAUAGCAACUGGUACACAGACAACAGUCGGUCAACUCACUCACACAGAAAAGCAGCCAGUCAACUCACACACACAGAAAAGCAGCCAGUCAACUCACUCACACAGAAAAGCAGCCAGUCAACUCUCACGGAACAACAGUCAGUCAAUUCAAACAGAAAACAAACAGCCAGUCAAUCCAUACAAAAAACGGUCAACUCACACAGAAAAACAGUCAGUCAACUCACUCACACAGAAAAACAGUCGGUCAACUCACUCACACAGAAAAACAGUCGGUCAACUCACUCACACAGAAAAACAGUCAUACAACUAACUCACACAGAAAAUAAACAGUCAACCCAUACAGAAAACAAACAGUCAACCCAUACAGAAAACAAACAGUCAACCCAUACAGAAAACAAACAGUCAACUCGAACAGAAAACAGUCAGUCAACUCGAACAGAAAACAGUCAGUCAACUCAUACAGAAAACAGUCAGUCAACUCAAACAUUAAACAGUCAGUCAACUCAAACAUUAAACAGUCAGUCAACUCAAACAUUAAACAGUCAGUCAACUCAAACAUUAAACAGUCAGUCAACUCAUACAGAAAACACACAGUCAACUCAUACAGAAAACACACAGUCAACUCAUACAGAAAACACACAGUCAACUCAUACAGAAAACACACAGUCAACUCAUACAGAAAACACACAGUCAACUCACACAGAAAAACAGUCAGUCAACACACCCAAAAAACGAACAGAAAACAAACAGUCAACUCGAACAGAAAACAGUCAGUCAACUCAUACAGAAAACAGUCAGUCGACUCAUACAGAAAACAGUCAGUCGACUCAGACAGAAAACAGUCAGUCGACUCAGACAGAAAACAGUCAGUCGACUCAGACAGAAAACAGUCAGUCGACUCAUACAGAAAACAGUCAGUCAACUCACUCACACAGAAAACAGCCAGUCAACCUCACACAGAAAACAGCCAGUCAACUCACUCACACAGAAAACCAGCCAGUCAACUCACUCACACAGAAAAACAGCCAGUCCACUCACUCACCCAGAAAAACAGCCAGUCAACACACUCACCCAGAAAAACAGCCAGUCAACUCACUCACACAGAAAAACAGCCAGUCAACUCACUCACACAGAAAAACAGCCAGUCAACUCAUACAGAAAAACAGCCAGUCAACCCACACAGAAAACAGCCAGUCAACCACUCACACAGAAAAACAGCCAGUCAACCCACUCACACAGAAAAACAGCCAGUCAACCCACUCACACAGAAAAACAGCCAGUCAACCCACUCACACAGAAAAACAGCCAGUCAACCCACUCACACAGAAAAACAGCCAGUCAACCCACUCACACAGAAAAACAGCCAGUCAACUCAUACAGAAAAACAGCCAGUCAACUCAUACAGAAAAACAGCCAGUCAACUCAUACAGAAAAACAGCCAGUCAACUCACUCACACAGAAAAACAGCCAGUCAACUCACUCACACAGAAAAACAGCCAGUCAACUCACUCACACAGAAAAACAGCCAGCCAACUCACUCACACAGAAAAACAGCCAGUCAACUCACUCACACAGAAAAACAGCCAGUCAACUCACUCACACAGAAAAACAGCCAGUCAACUCACUCACACAGAAAAACAGCCAGUCAACUCACUCACACAGAAAAACAGCCAGUCAACUCACUCACACAGAAAAACAGCCAGUCAACUCACUCACACAGAAAAACAGCCAGUCAACUCACUCACACAGAAAAACAGCCAGUCAACUCACUCACACAGAAAAACAGCCAGUCAACUCACUCACACAGAAAAACAGCCAGUCAACUCACUCACACAGAAAAAACAGCCAGUCAACUCACUCACACAGAAAAACAGCCAGUCAACUCACUCACACAGAAAAAACAGCCAGUCAACUCACUCACACAGAAAAACAGCCAGUCAACUCACUCACACAGAAAAACAGCCAGUCAACUCACUCACACAGAAAAACAGCCAGUCAACUCACUCACACAGAAAAACAGCCAGUCAACUCACUCACACAGAAAAACAGCCAGUCAACUCACUCACACAGAAAAACAGCCAGUCAACUCACUCACACAGAAAAACAGCCAGUCAACUCACUCACACAGAAAAACAGCCAGUCAACUCACUCACACAGAAAAACAGCCAGUCAACUCACUCACACAGAAAAACAGCCAGUCAACUCACUCACACAGAAAACAGCCAGUCAACUCACUCACACAGAAAAACAGCCAGUCAACUCACUCACACAGAAAAACAGCCAGUCAACUCACUCACACAGAAAAACAGCCAGUCAACUCACUCACACAGAAAAACAGCCAGUCAACUCACUCACACAGAAAAACAGCCAGUCAACUCACUCACACAGAAAAACAGCCAGUCAACUCACUCACACAGAAAAACAGCCAGUCAACUCACUCACACAGAAAAACAGCCAGUCAACUCACUCACACAGAAAAACAGCCAGUCAACUCACUCACACAGAAAAACAGCCAGUCAACUCACUCACACAGAAAAACAGCCAGUCAACUCACUCACACAGAAAAACAGCCAGUCAACUCACUCACACAGAAAAACAGCCAGUCAACUCACUCACACAGAAAAACAGCCAGUCAACUCACUCACACAGAAAAACAGCCAGUCAACUCACUCACACAGAAAAACAGCCAGUCAACUCACUCACACAGAAAAACAGCCAGUCAACUCACUCACACAGAAAAACAGCCAGUCAACUCACUCACACAGAAAAACAGCCAGUCAACUCACUCACACAGAAAAAACAGCCAGUCAACUCACUCACACAGAAAAACAGCCAGUCAACUCACUCACACAGAAAAACAGCCAGUCAACUCACUCACACAGAAAAAACAGCCAGUCAACUCACUCACACAGAAAAACAGCCAGUCAACUCACUCACACAGAAAAACAGCCAGUCAACUCACUCACACAGAAAAACAGCCAGUCAACUCACUCACACAGAAAAACAGCCAGUCAACUCACUCACACAGAAAAACAGCCAGUCAACUCACUCACACAGAAAAACAGCCAGUCAACUCACUCACACAGAAAAACAGCCAGUCAACUCACUCACACAAAAAAAACAGCCAGUCAACUCACUCACACAGAAAAACAGCCAGUCAACUCACUCACACAGAAAAACAGCCAGUCAACUCACUCACACAGAAAAACAGCCAGUCAACUCACUCACACAGCAAACAGCCAGUCAACUCAGACAGAAAACAGUCAGUCAACUCAGACAGAAAACAGUCAGUCAACUCAGACAGUAAACAGUCAGUCAACUCAGACAGUAAACAGUCAGUCAACUCAGACAGUAAACAGUCAGUCAACUCAGACAGAAAACAGUCAGUCAACUCAGACAGAAAACAGUCAGUCAACUCAGACAGUAAACAGUCAGUCAACUCAGACAGUAAACAGUCAGUCAACUCAGACAGUAAACAGUCAGUCAACUCAGACAGAAAACAGUCAGUCAACUCAGACAGAAAACAGUCAGUCAACUCAGACAGAAAACAGUCAGUCAACUCAGACAGAAAACAGUCAGUCAACUCAGACAGAAAACAGUCAGUCAACUCAUACAGAAAACAGCCAGUCAACUCAUACAGAAAACAGCCAGUCAACUCAUACAGAAAACAGCCAGUCAACUCAUACAGAAAACAGUCAGUCAACUCAUACAGAAAAACAGUCAGUCAACUCAGACAGGAAAACAGUCAGUCAACUCAGACAGAAAACAAACAGUCAACUCAUACAGAAAACAAACAGUCAACUCAUACAGAAAACAAACAGUCAACUCAUACAGAACACAGUCAGUCGAACUCAUACAGAAAACAGCCAGUCAACUCACUCACACAGAAAAACAGCCAGUCAACUCACUCACACAGAAAAACAGCCAGUCAACUCAUACAGAAAACAAACAGUCAGGCAACUCAAACAGAAAACAAACAGUCAGCUCAUACAGAAAACAAACAGUCAACCCAUACAGAAAACAAACAGUCAACCCAUACAGAAAACAAACAGUCAACUCAUACAGAAAACAGUCAGUCAACUCAUACAGAAAACAAAAACAAACAGUCAACUCAUACAGAAAACAAACAGUCAACUCAUACAGAAAACAGCCAGUCAACUCAGACAGAAAACAGCCAGUCAACUCAGACAGAAAACAGCCAGUCAACUCAGACAGAAAACAGCCAGUCAACUCAGACAGAAAACAGCCAGUCAACUCAGACAGAAAAACAGUCGGUCGACUCAGACAGAAAAACAGUCGGUCAACUCAGACAGAAAAACAGUCGGUCAACUCAUACAAAAAAACAGACAACAGUCAGUCAACUCACACAGAAAAACUGUCAGUCAACUCACACAGAAAAACAGUCAGUCAACAGUUGGUCAACUCACACAGAAAAUAGGUCUCAAAAACCUGCACAUCAGUCCAGCCCAAUCAGCUAGCCAAUUGGCCGAAGCUGCUCUGGCUCACAUAAUGGAACCAGCUCCUAAAACUCCCAGCGAUAAAAAAACACCUACACCACCUACUGAAACCACAUCUCCAAAACCAACGACUGUCAAAACUAAGGAUAUUAGUCUGCAACAUUCAUAUUCGUAUGAUGACAAUGAUCCAUAUGGUCCCAGCAAGUGGAUAAAUUUUGCGACCGAAAGCGGUGGUAUCAGACAAUCGCCUGUGGCGAUAGAUCCUAAGGAUUGUGCUAAAAUUGCACCAGAUCAACCUUUGCUUUGGCAGCAUUAUUCUAGGCUUCCAGCAACAUUAUCCAUACAGAACGAUGGCCACUAUGUUCGUCUCACUGGCGAGUGGUUCGAAUCGAUGCGCCCAACUCUAGUCGGAGGUCCUUUGGGAGCCAACAACAACUACGUUUUCGAACACCUGACCUUCCAUUGGGGUUCCACUAAUCAGAGAGGUUCUGAACACUCUGUAGGAGGUACCCAGUACCCGAUGGAAGUACAUGUUUUGCAUUACAAACAAGAUUACGGAUCCUUUGAGAAGGCUCUGAGGUACUCGGAUGGAUUGGUCAUUGUUGGAUACUUGUACGAAAUGAAGGAUAAUGUAGAGUCCGGCCUGUCCUUGAUUGUGGAUAAGUUCCAAGCAAUAGAGACUCCAGGUCCAGAGGUACGAGUGCCUCCGAUGCCUUUGACAACGUUGCUUCCAACUUUUACAGAUAACUAUGUGACUUAUCCAGGAUCUUUAACUGUGCCCCCAUGCAGUGAAUCUGUAACUUGGAUUUUGGAUUUGGAUCCGUUGCCUAUCACUGCUCAACAGACAAACUGCUGCAGGAUUCCAGACAAACUACUGCAGGAUUUCAGACAAACUACUGCUAGAUUCCUGGCAAACGGGAUUCCUGACAAACCAAACGAGAUUCCUGAGAAACCAAACGGGAUUCCUGAGAAACCAAACGGGAUUCCUGACAAAUCAAACGGGAUUCCUGACAAACCAAACGGGAUUCCUGACAAACCAAACGGGAUUCCUGACAAACCAAACGGGAUUCCUGACAAACCAAACGGGAUUCCUGACAAACCAAACGGGAUUCCUGACAAACCAAACGGGAUUCCUGACAAACCAAACGGGAUUCCUGACAAACCAAACGGGAUUCCUGACAAACCAAACGGGAUUCCUGACAAACCAAACGGGAUUCCUUACAAACCAAACGGGAUUCCUGACAAACCAAACGGGAUUCCUGACAAACUAGGUCCCAGACAAACUAGGUCCCAGACAAACUAG